UGACUCUGAAAGUCACACUGCACGCCCCUUUCUGACGAAAUGGCAGCACUUCUUCCUCUGCUGCUCGCCCACCUACUCCUCUGCGCCCAUGGCGCCACCGCGUCCUCGGCCGCGACACCGCCGCCUCUCCCGGUCCUGCCCGUCCCGUCUUACGCGCAGCUCCGGUGGCAGCUCUCCGAGAUGGCGCUCUUCCUCCACUUCGGCCCCAAUACCUUCACGGACUCCGAGUGGGGCACCGGCCGCGCCGACCCCUCCGUGUUCGCCCCCUCGGCACUCGACGCGGGCCAGUGGGCGCGCGUCGCGGCGCAGGGCGGGUUCGGCCGCGUCGUGCUCACGGCCAAGCACCACGACGGUUUCUGCCUCUGGCCGUCGGCGCUGACCGACUACUCGGUGGCCGCCUCGCCGUGGCGGGGCGGGGCUGGGGACGUCGUCGCCGACCUCGCCGCAGCCGCGCGCGCGGAGGGGAUCGGGCUGGGGCUGUACCUCUCGCCGUGGGACCGCCAUGAGCCGGUGUACGGGGACACCAUCGCGUACAACGAGCAUUACUUGGGACAGAUGACGGAACUGCUGACCAGGUAUGGAGAUCUAGAGGAAAUUUGGCUAGAUGGUGCAAAGGGCGAUGCCAAGAAGAUGAAUUAUAUGUUUGAUGCCUGGUUUUCACUUAUACAUCAGCUACAACAAAGGGUAGUUAUCUUCUCAGAUGCUGGACCAGACACUAGAUGGGUGGGAGAUGAGGCAGGAGUCGCAGGCUAUACUUGCUGGUCCCCCUUCAACAAGAGUUCCGUGACAAUUGGGCAUACCAUUGCUGAAUACUCACGCAGUGGGGAUCCUUUUGGGCAAGACUGGGUUCCUGCAGAAUGUGAUGUUUCCAUCAGACCAGGUUGGUUCUGGCAUGCCUCAGAGAAACCAAAAAAUGCGACAACUCUGCUUGACAUAUACUACAAAUCAGUUGGUAGAAAUUGUCUCCUCAUUUUGAAUGUCCCUCCCAAUUCAUCUGGCCUCAUUGCCAAUGAAGACAUACUAGUCCUUCAGGAAUUCACUGGGAUUCGGCAUGCAAUUUUCUCGCAAAACUUUGCUGCUAAUGCCACUGUCACAGCAAACAGUGUGCGUGGUGGGCAAGAUAAUCUGCAGUUUGCACCAUCCAAAGUGCUUGAAGAUGGCAUAUACUCCUACUGGGCUCCACAGGAAGGUCAAACCUGCUGGGAAAUGCUCUUCGACCUUGGGCGAUCUACUUCCUUCAACAUGCUCCAGCUCCAGGAGCCUAUACAACUGGGGCAGCGUGUUAUUGAGUUUCAUGUGGCUAUCCUCAUAGAUGAACUAUGGCAAACAAUUGUUGAAGGCACGACAAUCGGAUACAAGAGACUGCUUCUAUUUCCAGUCGUUGAAUCUCGGUACCUGAAGCUUUCCAUCGACAGUGCACGCGCAGAUCCACUUAUCUCGUUCUUUGGUGUCUUCAUGGAUCCCUUCUCGUCCAGACAUAGUUUACAGAAUCAUGUCAAACCACCCCGCACAAACAGUAGCGACGUUACAAUGUUGAGGAUGGCCCAUGCUUCUGUCAACAAGAGUAUUGCCGCAAUGUGGCGCGAGACCUACAACUCCUGGCUCGCCAAGGAGCCCUUCGCGACGCUCAUCCCUCCCCACUGCGAGCACCUCCUCACCGCCGCCUACUCCUUCCUCGUCUCAAAUAGCUACAUCAAUUUCGGCGUCGCCCCAGCCAUCAAGGAGCGAAUACCCAAGGAGCCAACGAGACCCACCACCGUCAUCGUGGUAGGCGCUGGCCUUGCUGGGCUAGCUGCUGCACGGCAGCUGGUGGCGUUCGGGUUCAAAGUGAUCGUCCUGGAAGGUCGCAAAAGGUGUGGUGGCCGUGUGUACACUAAGAAGAUGGAAGGCGGUGGGCGCAUGGCUGCUGCUGACCUUGGCGGCAGCGUGCUUACCGGGACAUUUGGGAACCCGCUAGGAAUUGUGGCGAAGCAACUCGGCUUGCCAAUGCACAAAAUUAGAGACAAGUGUCCACUCUACCGGCCGGAUGGAUCACCAGUUGAUCCAGAGGUGGAUAAGAACGUGGAGAUUACAUUUAACAAGCUUCUUGACAAAUCAAGCAACCUGCGGGCAUCAAUGGGGGAGGUGGCAGUGGAUGUUUCACUUGGGGCGGCUCUAGAGACAUUGCGCCAGGCUGAUGGGGGCGUCUCUACACAGGAGGAGAUGAACUUGUUCAAUUGGCAUCUCGCAAAUCUUGAGUAUGCCAAUGCAGGAUUGCUGUCUAGACUAAGCCUUGCGUUCUGGGAUCAGGAUGAUCCAUAUGACAUGGGUGGGGAUCACUGCUUCUUGCCUGGUGGCAAUGGCAAACUUGUGCAAGCCCUGGCAGAGAAUGUAGCAAUUGUUUACGAGAGGACGGUGCACACUAUAAGGUAUGGAGGGGAUGGGGUGCAGGUGGUUGUCAAUGGAGGGCAGGUGUAUGAAGGGGACAUGGCAUUGUGCACAGUUCCACUUGGGGUUCUGAAAAAUGGAGGCAUCAAGUUUGUACCGGAGUUACCACAGAGGAAGCUUGAUAGUAUCAAGAGGCUUGGUUUCGGAUUGUUGAACAAGGUAUCAAUGUUGUUUCCACAUGUUUUCUGGAGUACUGAUCUUGAUACCUUUGGGCAUCUGGUUGAAGAUCCAAGGCGACGUGGGGAGUUCUUUCUGUUCUAUAGCUAUGCAACAGUGGCUGGUGGUCCAUUGUUGAUGGCCUUGGUUGCUGGUGAAGCUGCCCACAAUUUUGAAACCACGCCACCAACUGAUGCUGUCAGCUCAGUUCUCCAGAUACUAAGAGGUAUCUAUGAACCACAAGGGAUUGAGGUGCCAGACCCUCUACAGAGUGUUUGCACUAGAUGGGGCACUGACUCGUUCAGUCUAGGUUCAUACUCUCAUGUCGCUGUGGGGGCCUCUGGAGAUGACUAUGACAUAUUAGCCGAAAGUGUUGGUGAUGGCCGUCUUUUCUUUGCUGGUGAGGCUACCACGAGGCGUUAUCCAGCAACAAUGCAUGGUGCUUUUAUCAGUGGUUUGCGGGAGGCUGCUAACAUGACACUGCAUGCCAAUGCCCGGGCAGCAAAAAAUAAAGUAGACAAAAGUCCAUCGACAAACACACAGGCGUGUGCUGCUAUAUUAACGGACUUGUUUAGGCAACCAGAUUUGGAGUUUGGAAGCUUCUCCGUUAUUUUUGGAGGAAAAGCUUCUGAUCCAAAAUCCCCAGCUAUUCUAAAGGUGGAAUUAGGUGCGUCACGGAAGAAAAAUGCAGCUGAAGGGGUAAAGACGGAACAGAACCACUCAAACAAAUUGUUGUUUCAGCAGCUCCAGUCACACUUUAACCAGCAACAACAGCUUUAUGUUUACACAUUGCUAUCACGACAGCAAGCUAUGGAGUUAAGGGAGGUCAGAGGAGGCGAUGACAUGAGGUUGCACUACCUCUGUGAAAAACUGGGGGUGAAAUUAGUUGGCAGGAAAGGCCUUGGUCCUGGGGCAGAUGCUGUAAUUGCAUCUAUUAAGGCAGAACGUAACAGAGGUCGAACUAGACCUGGCCCCUCAAAGCUGAAAAAAUCUCUGAAGCCUAAUGUUGCUGCAUCAUGAUCACUGAUUGUUGAUUUCUCUUCGGGCCUGACUGCCUUUAACUGUUGAAGGUGUUUAUUUGGUUGGAGCAUCUGCUAGUAUGUGCCAGCCAAUUUGCAUUGGACAUUUGCCGGUUGUUUUUGGAUAAAGUAGAUUUGGGUGGAUGCUGUAAUUUGCUCCUUUUUUUGGUGCCAGAAGAAGGCAAUUGUAAUGUCACAUCUGAAAUCUGGCUAUCGUGCAUAGCUUACUUAUCUAUGAUGUAAUCGCUAAUUUAAGAAGCAUGUAGGUGGAUGCUCUUUCAUAAUUCCAAGUUGUAAGAGCAAUGUAGCUGGUGUACAAAUAUGUGCUCUUUUUAAACGAAACUGCGAGCCGUGCCGUUUUUCCUUCUU
Sorghum bicolor (sorghum) is the source of this 3971-nucleotide messenger RNA. Its product is annotated as lysine-specific histone demethylase 1 homolog 3. The transcript has 5 exons. The record is from RefSeq and is a predicted model, not a curated record. Lineage: Eukaryota; Viridiplantae; Streptophyta; Magnoliopsida; Poales; Poaceae. Gene Ontology annotation, molecular function: alpha-L-fucosidase activity; oxidoreductase activity. Bases 40 to 3603 code for a protein of 1187 amino acids. Gene Ontology annotation, biological process: fucose metabolic process; glycoside catabolic process. Gene Ontology annotation, cellular component: lysosome.